Xiphophorus couchianus (Monterrey platyfish) is the source of this 1718-nucleotide messenger RNA. Its product is annotated as gastrula zinc finger protein XlCGF57.1-like. Gene Ontology annotation, biological process: regulation of transcription by RNA polymerase II. The transcript has 2 exons. NCBI's taxonomy places the organism in Eukaryota, Metazoa, Chordata, Actinopteri, Cyprinodontiformes, Poeciliidae. Bases 99 to 1412 code for a protein of 437 amino acids. Gene Ontology annotation, molecular function: RNA polymerase II cis-regulatory region sequence-specific DNA binding; DNA-binding transcription factor activity, RNA polymerase II-specific. The record is from RefSeq and is a predicted model, not a curated record.
GUGAAACACGCGGAAAAGCACAAACCACGCUGUAGCGUUAGCUUUUCCUUUGCUGGAUUUAGUGUCCUGGGUAAAUACGGGAGUAUUUGCUGUAAAAAAUGUCUUCAAUUCAGCCUCGUAUGAACGAGCAGGUAACUCCUGCUGGAGAAACAUUCACAGAGUUUAAACUAAUCAAAUUCAAACUCGAGGAAGAGAUGGAGGAUCAGACAGAAAUCAACUUUAAGAUGGAGGAAGAGAUGGAGGAUCGGCGCAGACUGCUGGAAUUUACUCGGAUACCGAAGAUCAUCUUACACCGGAUAGAUCUCCCACAAUGUUGUGUGUGUAAAGAGGAGGAAGUUCUCAAUGAAACAGAACCACAGAGGAACCAACUCAUCUCUCAUGGCUCUGCAGAAACUGAGAACCGGGAUCAGGAAGGAAGCAAUUCUGAAGACCCAGGAAAAGAGAGAAAGGAAGAACAAAAACAAAAGGAGAAAUAUGAGAAAACCAAAGAGCAGAAAGGCAGAACUGACACUUCAAAACAAAAGGCUGGUUUAAUUUAUCAUGUAAGAACUUACUCAGAUGAGAAGCCUUUCUGUUGUGUAACCUGUGGAAAAAGUUUUUCUCGAAAACAUAUUUUAAAUGUUCACAUGAGGACUCACUCAGGUGAGAAGCCUUUCUCUUGUGUGGCCUGUGGAAAAUGUUUUUCUCGAAAAGAUACUUUAAAUGUUCACAUGAGAUUUCACACAGGUGAGAAGCCUUUUUCAUGUGGGACAUGUGGAAAUAGUUUCACCCUAAAACACACUUUAAAUGAUCAUAUGAAAAUUCACAUAGACCAGAAGUCUUUCUCAUGUGGAAUUUGUGGAAAAAGUUUUCGGUUGAAAAUGUAUUUAGUUAAUCAUAUGAAGAUUCACACAGGUGAGAAGCCUUUCUCAUGUGUGUCCUGUGGAAAAAGUUUCCUGUUGAAAAUGCAUUUACUUAAUCAUAUGACGAUUCAUGUGGGUGAGAAGCCUUUCUCUUGUGGAACCUGUGGAAAGAGUUUCAUUAAUAAAGGCCAUUUAAAUGUUCACAUGAGAAUUCACACAGGUGAGAAGCCUUUUUCAUGUGGGACAUGUGGAAAAAGUUUCACCCUAAAGCAAACUUUAGAUCAUCAUAUGAAAAUUCACACAGACCAGAAGUCUUUCUCAUGUGGAACUUGUGGAAAAAGUUUUCGGUUGAAAAUGUAUUUACUUAAUCAUAUGAGGAUUCAUACCGGUGAGAAGCCUUUCUCUUGUGGGACCUGUGGAAAGAGUUUCGGGAGGAAAAUGCAUUUACUUAAUCACGUGAGGAUUCAUACAGGUGAGAAGCCUUUCUCAUGUGGGACCUGUGGAAAAAGUUACAGUCAUAGAAGUAGUUUAACUCAUCAUAUGAAGACUCACUCAGAUAAGAAGUCUUAGGCUCAAAAUACCUUGGAUGCUUUUUGGUAUCGGAUCUAAUGGAAAAUCUGGUCAGAUGAUGUACACAUCAAAUAGAUCAUGUUAAAGUCAACAGGGCUGACCAGGCUGCUAGUGAUUCCCUGUAACUAUGUCUUCAACUGUCUGACCAAGAUAGACCUGAGGCCUAUUUUUGUCUAUAAGCUCUUUUGUCUUAAUCCUGUUUUUUGUUUUACUUCUCAGUCACAUUGUACUUAGCCUUGUCACUAUAAAUCGAUUAAUCACUCAAUAAAUGCAAAUGAACUCAAUAAUAAAAUGAGUUAAAUAAAA